ACCAGACGGUCCCGCUUCGGCUACCUCUCUAUAUCGCCCACCGUCAGUAUAAGGUGAGGGCCGUUUCCCUCGUCAGGAUCUCGUGCCUACCUACCUUUCCUGAGGAAAAUUGCGCCCAGUCCCCCGCUCGUCCCUGGGUUUUUCCUGCCUGGUCCCUGCAAAUAUGUCUGGAGAGCAUGAGGCUGAGAUCACUCAUACUAAUUGGUAUCUCAGGCCGCAACAGGGCCAUGGCACCGUCACCGACAACAUCGUAAACGAAAAGGCAGGCUUUCCCGAGGCUAGCGAGAAGGCAUUGAGUGCCACUCCCGAUGGUGAAGAACCCAACGCCGAGGAAACCGCUACUCUUCGUCAUGUCGCCGAACAUCUGCCUAUCUCCGCUUGGCUUGUCGCCAUUGUCGAGCUGUGCGAACGUUUCACCUACUACGGAAUGUCCGGCAUGUUCCAGAACUAUGUCGACCGCCCUCUGGACGGGAGUGAGGGACGCGGUGCCCUGGGCAUGGGCCAUCAGGGAGCCACUGGUCUCACCACCUUCUUCCAGUUCUGGUGUUAUGUUACUCCCAUCCUCGGUGCCAUUGUCGCUGAUCAAUACCUCGGUAAAUACAAGACCAUCGUGGUCUUCUGUAUCAUUUACCUGGUCGGUCUGCUCAUCCUGGUCUGCACUUCGAUCCCCACGGCUCUUAGCCAUGGUGCCGGCGUUGGAGGUUUCAUCGUGUCUAUCUUGAUCAUUGGUCUGGGUACUGGUGGUAUCAAGAGUAACGUUGCCCCUCUCAUUGCCGAUCAGUACAAGCGCAAGAAGAUGGCAGUCUCGACUACCCCCAAGGGUGAAAGGGUUAUUAUCGAUCCUUCCCUAACGAUUCAGCGCAUUUACAUGAUCUUCUAUGGCUGUAUCAACGUGGGCUCCCUGUCUUUGUUGGCAACCCCUUACAUGGAGAAGUACAUCGGCUUCUGGUCCGGAUAUCUGCUUUGCUUGUGCAUGUUCGCCGUCGGUACCACGGUGCUUAUCGUUGGCCGCAAGUACUACGUUGUCCGCCCUCCGCAAGGCUCGAUUAUUACCGAUGCGUUCAAGGCCCUGUGGAUCAUGAUUGUCAGCCGCAACAUGGAUGCCCCCAAGCCCAGCUGGCAGGCGGCCAACGGUGGUGCCAGGACCAACCUGCCCUGGGAUGAUCACUUUAUUGACGAGCUCAAGCGUGCCUUGGUCGCGUGCCGGGUGUUCUGUUUCUACCCGAUCUACUGGGUUGUCUACGGUCAAUUCUCGAGCAACUUCGUCACCCAGGCUGGCCAGAUGGAGGGCCAUGGAAUCCCGAACGACCUGAUGCAGAACUUCGACCCUAUCUCUAUCAUUGUCUUCAUCCCCGUCCUGGAGACCCUUGUCUACCCAUUGCUGCGUCGCAUGCGCAUUCGCUUCCGCCCCAUUACCCGUAUUGCCCUGGGCUUCGUUGUCGCCUCCCUGGCUAUGAUGUACGCCGCCAUUGUUCAGCACCUUAUCUAUUCCGCCGGUCCCUGCUACGAGCAUCCCCUGUGCGAGGCUUCGGAAGUUGAUGGGUCGACCACUGGCAACCACGUGCACAUUGCGAUUCAGACUCCCGCCUACGUCUUCAUCGGUCUGUCUGAAAUUUUCGCAUCGGUGUCCGGAUUGGAGUAUGCCUACACCAAGGCCCCUCCGUCGAUGAAGUCCUUCGUGCAGUCGAUGUACCUCCUGACCAACGCAUUUGGUUCCGCUCUCGCCGAGGCCCUGACCCCCGCCGCCUACGACCCUGCUAUCAUGUGGAUGUUCGUGGGUCUGGCUUGCGCCUCGUUCAUUGCCGGUAUCAUCUUCUGGCUGGUGUACCACCACCUGAACGACCAGGAAGAUCAGCUGAACGCGCUCGACGCGGAUGACCCGGAUGCUCCCACGCCGGCUCAUGAGGAGAAGAAGGAGCAGGAGAACUGAGCUCCGCUCA
This is a messenger RNA of Aspergillus ibericus CBS 121593, 1940 nucleotides long. Its product is annotated as peptide MFS transporter. Gene Ontology annotation, cellular component: plasma membrane; fungal-type vacuole. The transcript is spliced from 3 exons. NCBI's taxonomy places the organism in Eukaryota, Fungi, Ascomycota, Eurotiomycetes, Eurotiales, Aspergillaceae. The record is from RefSeq and is a predicted model, not a curated record. Gene Ontology annotation, biological process: transmembrane transport. Gene Ontology annotation, molecular function: tripeptide transmembrane transporter activity; dipeptide transmembrane transporter activity. The coding region runs from base 164 to 1930 and encodes 588 amino acids.